Linum tenue is the source of this 3179-nucleotide messenger RNA. The record is from the annotation of a GenBank genome assembly. Lineage: Eukaryota; Viridiplantae; Streptophyta; Magnoliopsida; Malpighiales; Linaceae.
CCACAAAGAAAGCCUCUUCCCUUUUUUCCUUUCUUCAACUUCGACUCUAAGCUUUACACAUAUCGUGUUGUUCAUCAUCACUAGUCACUACUGGCUGGAUAUUAUUUUGCUCCCAUCUCACACCUUCCUCCCUUUCUUUGUUCUCCGAGAUCUAAAAGCUCUCAGCUUUUGUAUCCUUCUCACUUGGAACUCUUAAAUCAUCGAUACUUACACUGCAUAGGUAGUAGCGAUAGUCGCCGCUUCUGUUUCCCCUAAAAAGCUUUUUAGUUCUGCCGUUGCUUCUCUUCGUAUACCCACUUCUAACUUGAUCUAUUAAUCGAUUGGAUUCUCUCAUUCUACUCGCCAUUUGUUUCCUUCUUCAAUUGGCCGCAAGCUCUUGUGCCCUUGUUUACUUACUCUCUUUCGUCUCUUCUGUCUUGUUCCUUCUGUUGUUUCGGUGCCAGAUAUUCAGGGGUGAGUUGCCCUUUUCCCGAUUCGGGAACUUGUUGGGAUUACCUAAUUUCUUUUCCGCGCGGAAUUGAUUUCCCUGAUCUUGCUUUGCUAGUUGGAUUCGAUUUGGCUUCUAAGGAAGUUCUAGGCUUUGUUUUGCUGGGAUUCCAUUUCAGAUUUUGCUGGGUGGUGGCUGAUCUGGUGCCUAAGUCUAAUCCUGUGAAGUUUUGGCUAUCUGGGUUCUUCUUCUCUACUGGUCAAAUUGCACUCGGGAGCUUUCAGUACCUCUGUAAGACACUGCGGUUUGUGGGUGGAGGCAGACUCUCGCUUGAUACAGAAUUUUGGGGAAGAUUAAUGCGUUGUUGGUGUUGAGAUGCAGCCUGAUCAGCGAAAGAAGUCUGUUGAUGUUGACUUUUUCACCGAGUAUGGUGAGGGUAGCAGGUAUAAAAUAGAGGAAGUUAUUGGCAAAGGAAGUUAUGGUGUUGUUUGCUCGGCAUAUGAUACACAUACAGGAGAGAAAGUUGCAAUUAAGAAAAUCAAUGACAUCUUUGAACAUGUCUCUGAUGCCACUCGCAUCCUUCGAGAAAUUAAACUUCUUAGGCUUCUACGUCAUCCAGAUAUUGUGGAGAUCAAGCACAUCUUGUUGCCCCCUUCCAGAAGGGAGUUUAAGGACAUCUAUGUAGUUUUUGAGUUGAUGGAAUCUGAUCUACACCAAGUUAUCAAAGCAAAUGAUGAUCUAACACCUGAGCACUAUCAGUUCUUUCUUUAUCAGCUUCUCCGAGGCCUGAAAUACAUACACACUGCAAAUGUGUUUCACAGGGAUCUAAAACCCAAAAACAUCUUAGCCAAUGCUGACUGUAAAUUAAAGAUUUGUGACUUCGGCCUUGCAAGAGUUGCCUUCAAUGACACUCCCACAGCAAUUUUCUGGACAGAUUAUGUUGCGACGAGAUGGUAUAGAGCUCCAGAAUUGUGUGGGUCAUUUUUCUCCAAGUACACACCUGCAAUAGACAUAUGGAGCAUUGGAUGCAUCUUUUCUGAACUUUUGACUGGGAAACCUCUUUUCCCUGGGAAAAAUGUAGUUCAUCAGUUGGAUCUGAUGACUGAUCUUUUGGGAACACCAUCUUCUGAAGCAAUUGCGAGGGUUCGUAACGAGAAAGCUCGUAGAUACCUUAGUAGCAUGCGGAAGAAGAAGCCGAUUCCUUUUACUCACAAAUUCCCUCAUGCAGACCCUCUUGCACUUAGGUUAUUAGAAAAAAUGCUAGCAUUUGAACCCAAAGACCGGCCUACCGCUGAAGAGGCCCUUGCUGAUCCGUAUUUCAAAGGUUUGGCCAAAGUUGAGAGAGAGCCUUCCGCUCAACCUGUCACCAAAAUGGAAUUUGAAUUUGAGAGGCGAAGAAUAACAAAAGAAGAUGUAAGGGAGCUCAUUUACCGAGAAACACUCGAGUACCAUCCAAAAAUGUUGAAAGAAUUCUUGGAAGGUUCAGAACCAACUGGCUUCAUGUACCCAAGUGCUGUUGACCAUUUCAAGAAGCAAUUUGCUUAUCUUGAGGAGCAUUAUGGAAAUGGUGGGCCUGCUGCUACUCCGCCAGAGAGAACUCAUGCGUCAUUGCCAAGGUAUGCUUAGUAUUUUUUUGUUUUUCUUUUUCAUGCUGCCAUCCUGGAGAUUAUAUUCACUGUGUUUAGUAUGAUGUUGCAUGCAGGGCCUGUGUAUUAUAUUCAGAUAAGAAUCCUAUGCUGAGCUCAGCACAAGUAGCAAAUGAUCUUUCCAAAUGUUCUAUCAAAGAUAUCGAGAAGCCACACAUGGACAAGAGUGGUGGACCUGGUGGUAUCCCGAUGACAAGGCUUCCCAUUCAAGUCCCUCAAAGUAUUCAAGCGGGCCCUGCUCGUCCUGGGAAAGUUGUUGGCUCUGUACUGCGAUACAACAACUGUGCCACAGCAGCCGAUACAGUUGUUGACCAGCGAAGAAUGGUCAGAAACCCUUCUACCACAUCUCAAUACACCUCUUCGAAUGGUUCAUAUCCAAGAAGAAACCCGGGCUGCAAGAAUGACAGGGGAGAAGACGAUGGAAUUGAAGGGUCCAAUGGAUUGCAGCCAAAACCACAGUACAUGGCAAGGAAAGUUGCUGCUGCUCAAGGUGGACCGGGAAGUCAAUGGUAUUGAUGAUGGUUAUACACCCCAGUAGGCACACUUUGACUUCCAUCUCUCCACUCUUGUGGAUGGUCAUCACCAUCAUCCCUUGAUGGAGGUGCUAUGAACUACACUCACCUGCUUCGGGUACUCUAUCAUGCAAUGGAUUUCGUCGGUGCUAAAGGUGAUUCGAAAGAUUGUGGCCGAGGAACUUUCUUGGCUUGGGAGGAUGAUGUGGAGCGGAGAAUGGAACAGGUUGUAAUUUAUUUCUCUAACUGAGGUUAAAAGAGCUGAAAUAAUCAGGUUCUUGGUCCGUUAGCAUACCGGUGUGUUGCCAUGUCUGAUUUAGCUCAGUAUCAAGUCCACGUGAAAAGAGUCUGAUGUUCGUAAAUGGGGUUGGGUAGUGUUGGUUGGUUGCUUACCAGAUUCUCUGCACCUCUUCUUGUUCUUUCCUUUGUAGAAGUUUUCCUACCCUUAUUUUGUUCACCCCAAAUUAUUCGUUUUUCGCUACUUGUACACUUCUCCUAUCUAAGUAUCUCUGUCAAAUAAAGAUUCUGGGUUCAGUACUUGUGAUAUUCCAUGGCAAUGUAUCGACAUACGGACUACCUAGUUGUUACAAUUUG